Prosopis cineraria is the source of this 3527-nucleotide messenger RNA. RefSeq lists its product as uncharacterized. The transcript is spliced from 21 exons. NCBI's taxonomy places the organism in Eukaryota, Viridiplantae, Streptophyta, Magnoliopsida, Fabales, Fabaceae. The coding region runs from base 201 to 2816 and encodes 871 amino acids. The record is from RefSeq and is a predicted model, not a curated record. Gene Ontology annotation, cellular component: nucleus.
AGAAAAGAAAAGCAGUCGGAGCGUAUCGUUCUGGUUCCCGCUACGUUGAGUCGACGAGUCAUCUCGUUCCGCCGCCUCGAAGUGACCCUUUCAGACGUUCCUAGUCAUAUACGUUCGCCGCUUAAUCGUCUCCGGCACCAGGGAGCACAAGUGUCUUCUGCUUCUCAAUCACCGUCACAGGCCAUAAUUGACCGGAAAAUAUGACCCGUUCGAAAGCUCCUUCAAAGAAAAAGCAUGGCGUGGACUUCAAGAAAAUAAAGCGAAAGAUAGGGAGGAAACUGCCACCACCUAAGAAUUCUACAAAUACUGAAAUUAAAUCCAAAGCAAUUAUUUUGCCCGAGCAGAGUGUGGCAUCAGAGAAGGCAGGCUUAGCAGUAAACAAGAAAGGUUUGACAUUAAAAGAGCUUCUUCAGCAAACAUCACAUCACAACCCAAAAGUUCGAAGAGAUGCAUUGGCGGGUAUCAAGGAAUUGUUCAUCAAACAUCCAACAGAACUGAAGUUGCACAAGUAUGCUGUUGUGCAAAAGCUUCGUGAGCGCAUUGGUGAUGACAUUAAAGUGGUUCGAGAUUCAUUGUAUGAUCUAUUUAAGUUAGUGAUUUUGGCUGGCUGUGAAGAGGAUAACCAAGAGCUGGUUGUUUCCUUGCUGAUGACUUCCAUUUUUCAAGCAAUGACACAUUUAGCAAUUGACAUUCGGCUCAAAGCUUUUGAAUUCUUGGAUCUUGUUCUUGAGUUUUAUCCACCUUCCUUACCUUUAUAUGCCGAGAAGAUUUUCCAGAUCUAUGAUGAUAUUCUAAGGAAGAACCAGUGCUAUUUACAGGAGAGAGGGAAACUGAAGGUUGCUCUUGUGGGGUUGGUUCGCUGCUUGUCACUCUUGCCAUGGCAGAAACAAGAAACUAAUUUGCAUGAUAAGAAUGAUGCUGGACAGAGGGUAUUGCAUGCUUUUGAGGAUGAUAUGCCUGCAAGAUCUACUGGUUUUCCUCUUAUCAUAAAGAAGCUGAAGGAUCUUCUGCCAGUAUUGCUAAAUACUUUCCAGGAAUUUAUUCCUCAAGCUCUUGCUUCCCCAAAACUUGAUGGGAUGUCUUCUGCUUGUAUGCUGUCUAUACUUAAUUGCAUAGAUAUGAUAAUCAGGUCCUUUAUUUAUGGGAGUUAUGGGAAGCAGUCAGAGUCCCUAAGUUCUCUUGGUGAGCCUGGCGUGAUGAUAUGGGAUGAUGCUAUCUCUUCCUUAAUGUUGAGGAAAUUGUUUUCUUUGUUUCCCCUCAAUCCUGUGCAUGAUCAUUCAGAAAAGGAAUAUGACAGAUACCUUGAACUUAAUAUGGUCGUUACAAAAAUAUUUUUUCUGCUCAAGGAAUGGACCUGUCUUCCUUUUGAUUUGUUGGAGAAGUUUCUAGAAUUUCUGGAAAAUGCACUGCUUGGGAAGGUUUUUGAAGCUUCACAGUCAGCUAACCCUGUCUGGGAAAAGCAUUUAAUUCAACUCCUUCCUUUUAUUCCUAAAAUUGUUACAUGUGAGGCGAGCUAUUGGACACCUCGUCUUCUUCAGGCAUUUACACAGACAUUCAGGGAAAGCAAGCCAGCUUCUUUAUUGAAAAUGGCCUGUCUUUCUGCAAUUGAGGAUAUGCUAACUUCUAUCCAAAGUAAGCUUCAUCUAGAUGCCAGCUAUCCGGAAAAUGUUGAGUUUCAAGAUGCUUUGAUUGCAUGGAUAAGAGAGCUCCCUUUGUUGCUGAUCCAGGUUGGUGAUAAACACCCAACGUUCUCACAGGCUGUGUUACGUCUUCAACUUUGCAUUGGACGGUGUGCUUUGUCAAACUCAUCACUUGUUAGCACAUAUGACAACAUGCAAUACUCAUUGCAGGAGUUUUAUUGUGCAUGCCAAGAAAGAAACAUGUGUUAUGGUCCCUUUAUCAGGCUUCCUAGAGAAGCUCAAGAGCUCUCUUUGUGUUGCCUUUACUAUUUCUCUCAUGUGGAUUCACAUUUCUUGAAGACAAUAUCUUGUUGCUGCCUAUGUCCUAAUCUAGAUCCCCAUGUGUUAUUUCGGACAAUUGAGGUUCUUCAUUCAGCGUACAGAGCUGGACGUAUUGAUAUUGCUGAUCACUUGAGUUUCUUCAUUACCUUACUCUCAGGCUUUAAAGUUUCUCAUGAAGUCGUUUCUCCUGGCUUGGGUGAUGAUCCAAUCUUCAAAACUUUCAAGUCUAUUACGAGUGUUCUUUGUUCACAUCUGGCUAUGAUGGGCAAUAAUUCUCUUGUUCUAGAAAUGCUUGAGGAAGUGAUACUUGAUCAGAUAUUGCUAAAGCCUCCAGUGGAUAACAGUUGUUCUCUCCUAAGAAUGCUUGUAACAGUGGAUGUUAAGCCUACAAUGCUUUCUGAGAAAAGUAUUGACACUCUGGGAGUUUUUCUUUCAGAAUAUUUGAUAGAUGUUGUGCAAUGCAUUCCAGAAGAUGAUGACAAACACACCCUGUCCAAUCAAUUAAGUACCCUGCAUUAUUAUCUACUUCCUUGUUUUUUCUUGUUUGAUCGGUGCCACAAGCUUAUGAAUCUUGUGUUGAAGAGCAUGAGAUCCGCUAUAGGAGGAAGUUUUUCAGCAAUUGCUGAUUCUAGAAAGGCCUUCUACAAUAGGGUAAAUGCUGUUGCUUCUCUACUUUCGUUGAUGCACAAAGAUCCUAAAUUGCGACAGAUAAUGUCUUUAUUCAAGGCGGAUGUUGAUAACAUCCUGCAAGUUUAUUUGCAGUUAUCAGAAAAUAUCAGUGUGGAAAUUGAAGAAAGGGAUAAAAUAGAUCGGUCAUUUGAUCAACUAAAAAUUCUAAGAAGUUCGCUACCCUAAGAGACGGACAGUCUCCAAAAGAGUGUUUUAUAGCCGAGCAACUAACUUGUCCAUGUGAGUUUUCAUGACUUCACCACCAUUUUGCCUUGGUCCUAUUUUUCUUGAGACUUCUCAUUCAGCCAUGUUGUGGAUUUUGGAGUGAAAAGCAUGCAUGGAAAUUGCCUCUGUUUCAUGUUGAAAGAGGAAUGGUGAGCACGGAAAUCUGCUUAAAUGCGCUGAAGGAUGAUAAGCGCUGAAGUUUGCGAGACAAUGUUGGUUUCACUCUUCCAACGUUUAACGUGGCAAAAUUUCCUUCCAUGUUUCCCUCUCACAUGGCAGGUAUGCUGAUGACUUUCAUGAUUGGUUUAACUUACAGAGAAUGCUGGACGACAACUGUUAAAAGGGGAACGUGUUCAUUUUGAGCUGUUAGUUGAAAUUGGUAUCUUUGUUGACCGUUCAUGCUAACGCGGGAAGAUGUCCAAGAAUAUCACUUUUGUGCAGUGGCCAUCAUGUGAUUCUCUGAAGUGCAUUGUUGUCGUCCAUAACUGGUAAUUUGUUUUUUACUGUGGGUAAGUAAUUUUGAGUUCUGCCAGCUGGCUAUUAGUUCCCAUGUCGAGAUAUGUAAUAUUUGUCUUCAUUUCUCCAUAAUGUCUUGCUCUAACAGCCUUGCUGCCAUGAGUGUCAAUGGCGUAUUCCUCAAUGAAAUUAUUAAUGUUGUUAGAACUUCCACCA